Messenger RNA from Dioscorea cayenensis subsp. rotundata (Guinea yam), 801 nucleotides. RefSeq lists its product as uncharacterized. The transcript is spliced from 8 exons. Bases 140 to 622 code for a protein of 160 amino acids. Gene Ontology annotation, molecular function: S-adenosylmethionine-dependent methyltransferase activity. The record is from RefSeq and is a predicted model, not a curated record. NCBI's taxonomy places the organism in Eukaryota, Viridiplantae, Streptophyta, Magnoliopsida, Dioscoreales, Dioscoreaceae.
GACACAAACGAAUCCUGAAAUUAAACACCUACAAAAAUCACAAGAGCCAGAAAAAAAACUCAGUUAUCAGCACCGCCGCAGCCGCCGCCAGAGCAUCUUCUGGCGUCGCUCUCUGAUCUCCACGAUCGACGAACCAGGGAUGGCCCGUCGCUAUAGCAGGCAGGAGGAGGCCCUUGAGAUCAAAUCCCUCCGCCGCAUCCUCAGCGCAUACCUCAAUUAUUCGGAUGCUGCUGAAGAGGACGUAAGAAGAUAUGAAAGAUCUUUUGCAAAGCUUUCACCUGCUCACAAGGAUCUUCUUUCGCAUUUGCCUGUAAAGUACAAGAGAAUUCGAUGGUGUAUAUCUGUGAAUACAUUUUUUAUUAUGAGUAUGCUUCAGGCAUUUGAACCUCCAAUAGAGAUGAACCAGGGUGUAAAUUUUGAUGAUCAUGAUGGUCAGGGAGAUACUGUUGAAGGCAAUCCUCUCUCAGCAACUUUAUCCAAUCCUAUAGACAGGGAUGUUUGCUCAGAACAUUUGACCAUCAGUGGAAGUCAUGUUUCCAUGCAUCUGACACUCGAUGGCAAGGAAGAGAACAAUUUAGUCAACGAUGCUACAAGAAGUAAUGGUAAAGAGGCCCUUAACUGAUGACCACUGCAAGGAGCCAUGUGAUUGUCACCAAUCUGCAAGCUGUUGUGAUUCUCUUACUAAUGCAAAUGUAAGUUCACCACCACGAGAUUGGUUAGAUAUGUCCUCACGGGCUAACGUACCUCUAGCUGAUGUUGACAAGAUGGAUGUGUGCUACUUCCAUGGUGGUUGAACUUCUA